Molecule: messenger RNA, 3308 nt
Organism: Dicentrarchus labrax (European seabass)
Lineage: Eukaryota; Metazoa; Chordata; Actinopteri; Moronidae
Gene: arsb
Product: arylsulfatase B
Exons: 8
Coding region: 214-1755 (513 amino acids)
Source: RefSeq, a predicted model, not a curated record
UUUCAACUUUCAGACCCCGGAACUAACAGCUAGAGGCGGUUCCAACUUCUAAUAACAACUUAGUGAUUGUUUGUUUUGGUAUUAUUACAAUAAAGACACGUCGCUAGAGAGUACCGAGUAACCAAGCCUACAUACCCGCCAUGUUAGCUCCUCUUCUUCCACCGUUAAACUCCACCUGACGGACCUUCCGUGUUCACUCUCCUCCACAACACGAUGUCGGUGUGUCCGCUGCUCCUCGCCGCGCUCCUCGUCAGUUUCCCGGCGGCUUUAUUAGCUCGGCAGCCUCACAUAGUCUUCAUCCUGGCAGACGACUUCGGCUGGUAUGACAUCGGCUACCACCGCUCCGAGAUCCGGACCCCUCACCUGGACGAGCUGUCCGCCGGAGGAGUCCGCCUGGAGAACUACUAUGUGCAGCCUCUGUGCACCCCGUCCAGGAACCAGCUCAUGACGGGCAGGUACCAGAUCCACACAGGCAUGCAGCACCAGAUCAUCUGGCCCUGUCAGCCCUACUGUGUGCCUCUGGAUGAGAAAAUGCUGCCUCAGCUGAUGAAGGAGGCCGGCUACGCCACGCACAUGGUGGGCAAGUGGCACCUGGGGAUGUACAAGAAGGACUGCCUGCCCACACGCCGAGGCUUUGACACGUACUUUGGCUACCUGACAGGCAGCGAGGACUAUUUCACUCAUGUCCGCUGCGCUCCCAUCGCUGCUCUGAACCUGACUCGCUGUGCGUUGGACCUGCGGGACGGAGAGGAGGUUGCCACCGCGUACAAAGGAGUCUAUUCCACUGAGCUGCUCAGCCAGAGGGCCACCAGCAUCAUUAGAAAACACAACUCUAACGAGCCUCUCUUCCUCUACGCGGCGUUGCAAGCAGUUCACGCACCGCUGCAGGUGCCCGAGCGCUACGUGGCCCCCUACAGUUUCAUCAAAGACCCCGAGCGCAGGCUGUACGCGGGCAUGGUGUCGGCCAUGGACGAGGCAGUGGGCAACAUCACUCUGGCUUUGCAGCAGGAAGGACUCUGGGACAACACGAUCCUGGUGUUCUCCACUGAUAACGGAGGUCAAACACUGUGCGGUGGCAGCAACUGGCCACUGCGAGGGAGGAAGUGGUCACUGUGGGAAGGAGGGAUCCGGGGAGUCGGAUUUGUCGCCAGCCCGCUUCUAAAGCAACCCGGAACCAUCAGCCACGAGCUCAUCCACAUCUCCGAUUGGCUGCCAACACUCGUUGGCCUGGCGGGAGGGAGCACCAACGGCACAAAGCCACUGGACGGAUUCAACGUGUGGAACACAAUCAGCAAAGGGUUUGCCUCACCCAGACUGGAGCUGCUGCACAACAUUGACCCUCGGUAUAUCGACAUCGCUCCGUGUCCUGGCACGAAGCGUCGGUUAACUUUGGCUCAGGUGGGCAGCGGAGACUCCCGGGCCAACUCUGGCUUCAAUGUGUCCAUUCACGCUGCCAUUCGAUCCUCAAACUGGAAGCUGCUGACGGGCUACCCAGGUUGUGACGUUUGGUUCCCCCGGCCCGGCGACAACAGCUCGAGCCCCUCGGAUGUGCCUCCGCUGAAGCAAGUGAUGCUGUUUGACAUAGAGAAAGAUCCAGAGGAGAGGAAUGAAGUAUCCGCUCAGUACCCCACAGUGGUGGAUUAUCUCCUCAACAGGCUCUACCGCUACCAGAAGAGUGCCGUGCCAAUAAAUUUCCCUGCUGAUGACCCCAGAUGUGACCCAGGCCCCACUGGCGCCUGGGGACCCUGGGCUUAGAUGACAAUGACAACGCUUUGUUUACUGUGAAAUGUGAAGUCUUGGAAACAUUUUCUUACUCUAACUAAAAGAUAAUCAUAAUGUCAGAUCGUCCGUACAACCAGGAGAGGAGUUCAGUCCCUAACUUGACUGCCAGAUGCCGCCGUAAUUAUUGAUCUGUGUCCAACGUCCGAGACGCUUUCAGAGCUUUAUUUAAAGUGAUUAUGUAAAGAUACACAUGUUACUGAUUUGUAAAGCGCAUCUCCCCUGCUGUUUCAGGUAUUUGUAAUUUAUUUAUCUACUGUUGAGAAGCUGCAGGUUACUUGUAGCUGUCAAAACACUUGAGCUUUUUAUGGAUUAUACAAGAAGAAAGGAAAGCAUUUGAAGGUGUUGAGAGAUAUAAGAUGCACGUUAUGUUGAUUUUUACCAAGAUUUGGAGCUUUAAAACUGCACCAAUCAAUAUUUUUAUCUUGACGAUGGAUAAAAUUACUACAAACCCACCUUUUUUUUCAGCCUCUUUCAGCUGAAGGUUUCACUGCUCUCGUCUGCGUCGUUUCCACCAGCAGCGGGAACUUGUUUUCAGUGAAAAAACUCACUAGUUUGUGAACAUAGUGGAGCAUUUAGCAACUUAAGAGCCAGAUAUUUCCCUGAGGGGUUAGUGGAGACCUGUAGUUACCUGAUUUUAAUCACCAUUCAGCACCAUGUUGUAUCUUUUAAAGAUAUUUUCUGCUUUAUUUUUUGUCAAACAUGUUUUAUUGAGGAAGGAUUACAAGUUGUAGGACAUGAGAAUGAAGUACACAUCAACAUAACUUAAAAUAUAAUAAUCCCUUCUGAUCAGUAGUAAUAUUAAUGGUAGUGUUAGUAGUGUUUUCCAGAGGUUCAAACCAAUGUUUAAAGGCCCAGUGUGUAACAUUUAGGAGAAUCUAUUGGCAGAAAUGGAAUAUAAUAUUCAUAGGUAUCUUUUUAUUAGUGUAAAAUCACCUGAAUAUAAGAAUCGGCUCGGGAAAAGGGCUCAGAGAGCGAGCAAUAUUCAGUUGGUUGCACCGCUAGAUGCCACUAAAUCCUACAGACUGGUCCUUUAAAUACAGGAUUUCUACAGACUGCCACUCGGCUCUACUUAAAUACAACUUAAAUCUGCUGCACAGUCUGUGGACAUUCAUUAGAUGUUUGAAUAUGUAACCAAGGGCUGGAUAACAGGUGAAGAUGUUUUCCCCCUAAGAUUUCUGUUGGGAACUGUUUGUGACUGAAUCGCAGAGUAACAGAUGGAGUUGGUGGAGCAAAUAUUUGACUUCCAUUCAUUUGUUUGCCAGAAACGCGACUCCAAAUGAAUGCUAAUGAGUGCUAAUGUUGCUCUGUAUCUUUUUCAGGUGAUAAUGUGCCAGUGUUGUGUUUACAGCUUGUUGCACUGACCCUAAAUCACAAAAGAAUUCAUUGAACUGCACUCUUUUGUGUUUGUUUGUUUGUUUGAAAUUAAUUUUGCACACCACUAUUUGUAAGUGCCUUCUGGAGUCUGUUGCCAGGUUUAUUUGUUCUGGAAACAAAUAAAUAAUAAAUGAGAAUUUAGCUAAUUACAA